This is a messenger RNA of Neltuma alba, 2114 nucleotides long. Its product is annotated as protein NRT1/ PTR FAMILY 4.3-like. Gene Ontology annotation, molecular function: transmembrane transporter activity. Gene Ontology annotation, biological process: oligopeptide transport; transmembrane transport. The record is from RefSeq and is a predicted model, not a curated record. Gene Ontology annotation, cellular component: membrane. NCBI's taxonomy places the organism in Eukaryota, Viridiplantae, Streptophyta, Magnoliopsida, Fabales, Fabaceae. The coding region runs from base 116 to 1891 and encodes 591 amino acids. The transcript is spliced from 5 exons.
CAUUAGAGUAAGACAAGAAGCCUUCUUCAUAACCAUAGUCUUACUUGUUUGAUCAUCUCAGUCUCCUUCUUCUCAUUAAGAGAGAGAGAGAGAGAAUCAUAGUGAGAGAAAGAGAAUGGAGGGAAGAAAAGAGUAUCCAAAGAAAGAAGAUAUUACUGUUGAUUGGAGAGGCAGACCCUCCAACCCUCAAAAGCAUGGUGGAAUGAGAGCUGCAGCUUUUGUCCUUGGGCUUCAGGCAUUUGAGAUAAUGGGAAUAGCAGCGGUGGGGAACAAUCUGAUAACAUACUUGAUAAAUGAGAUGCACUUCUCAUUGGCAAAAUCGGCAAAUAUAGUGACGAAUUUUGUUGGCACUAUCUUUCUCUUGGCCCUCCUCGGUGGCUACCUUUCUGAUUCCUAUCUUGGGAGUUUCUGGACCAUCCUCAUCUUUGGCUUUCUCGAACUUUCUGGUUUCAUACUACUGUCAGUGCAAGCUCAUCUUCCACAACUAAAGCCACCUCCAUGCAAUAUGCUACUAGAAGGACCACAGUGCAUAGAAGCCAAGGGCUUCAAAGCAUUUAUAUUCUUCUUAGCAAUAUACUUAGUGGCAUUAGGGAGUGGUUGUGUGAAGCCCAACAUGAUAGCUCAUGGAGGUGAUCAGUUCAAUCAGGAGAACCCUCAGCAGCUAAAGAAGCUCUCUACUUACUUCAACUCUGCAUAUUUUGCUUUCUCCAUGGGUGAGCUUGUUGCCCUAACCGUCCUUGUUUGGGUCCAAACCCACUCGGGUAUGGAUGUCGGGUUCGGAGUCUCCGCUGCCGCCAUGGCAUUGGGUUUGAUUAGCUUGAUCUCUGGUACUCUUUAUUACAGAAACAAGCCACCUCAAGGCAGUAUCCUCACUCCCAUUGCUCAAGUCUUUGUGGCUGCAACUCUGAAAAGAAAGCUGAUUCGUCCUUCUAACCCACAAAUGCUUCAUGGAGGGCAGGGCCAACCCCCUCACGACUCACCUUCUGCUUCCCUCCAUACCAAUAAGUUCAGGUUCCUUGAGAAGGCCUGCAUCAAGGUCCAAGAUGGGAGUGACAGUAACACAAAGGAGAGCCCUUGGAGAUUAUGCACAAUUGAGCAGGUUCAGCAAGUAAAAACCCUACUUUCAGUUCUUCCCAUUUUUGCUUGCACCAUUGUCUUCAACACCAUCCUUGCUCAGCUUCAAACUUUCUCAGUCCAACAAGGCAGUUCCAUGGACACCCACCUCACUUCUUCUUUCCAGAUCCCUCCUGCUUCCCUCCAGUCCAUCCCUUACAUCCUCCUCGUCAUCCUCGUCCCUCUCUACGACACAUUCUUCGUCCCCUUCGCCCGGCGGUUCACCCGCCACGAAUCCGGCCUCUCGCCGCUUCAGCGCAUCGGAAUAGGGCUCUUCUUGGCCACCUUCUCUAUGGUCUCAGCUGCCCUAAUGGAGAAGAAAAGAAGAGAUUCAGCACUAACACAAAACAAGACCUUGUCCAUUUUUUGGAUCACCCCACAGUUCUUGAUCUUUGGGAUAUCAGAAAUGUUCACAGCUGUUGGUUUGAUUGAGUUCUUCUACAAGCAAUCACUUAAAGGAAUGCAAGCUUUCUUGACAGCAGUCACAUACUGUUCUUAUUCCUUUGGAUUUUACUUGAGCUCUGUGUUGGUUUCUCUGGUGAACAAGGUCACCUCCAAUGGCGGUUGGCUUCGAGAUAACAACCUUAACAAAGACAGGCUUGACUUGUUCUACUGGUUGCUCGCUGUUCUAAGCUUCCUUAAUUUCCUGAACUAUCUCUUUUGGUGCAGAUGGUUCAAUUAUAACCCUUCCCUCUCAUGUAUAGAGAACAAUGGGGAUCAUGAUGCCACAGGGAACGACCAUAGAUCCAAGAACUUUGGAGAUGAAAACAUUCCUUAGUUAUUAAUCUAUGGAACAUUAUCUUCGAUCUUUAUAUUAUUAAUUGUACAAGUAGAAAAGUAUAAGCAGUUGUGAUGGCCUGUAAUUUAUGUCAAGCUAGUUAUUGAUAAGUCCCUAUGUAUUAUAUAUAUACCAAUUAAAGUCAUCCUUGCUUUUAUUGGCCAAACAAAGUCCCUUUUUAUUUUGUUCUAUUUUUUAAUCAACAACUUAGUCCUUUUUUGUA